This is a messenger RNA of Onychomys torridus (southern grasshopper mouse), 267 nucleotides long. Its product is annotated as non-histone chromosomal protein HMG-14-like. Gene Ontology annotation, molecular function: nucleosomal DNA binding. Gene Ontology annotation, biological process: chromatin organization. Lineage: Eukaryota; Metazoa; Chordata; Mammalia; Rodentia; Cricetidae. Gene Ontology annotation, cellular component: chromatin; nucleus. The record is from RefSeq and is a predicted model, not a curated record. The transcript has a single exon. Bases 1 to 267 code for a protein of 88 amino acids.
AUGCCCAAGAGGAAGGUUAGCCCGGAUGGAGCAGCGAGGCUGUCAGCCAAGCCCGCCCCUGCCAAGGUGGACGCGAAGCCACAGAAGGCCAUGGGAAAGGAUAAAUCAUCAGACAAAAAGUGCAAACCAAAGGGAAGAAGGGAGCAAAAGGGCAAACAGGCUGAGGUGGCGGACCAGCAAAACACAGACGUGCCUGCAGAAAACGGAGAGACUGAGAGCCAGAGUCCAGCCUCCGAAGUAGAAGAGAAAGAAGCCAAAUCCGACUAA